AUGGAGAAACCAACAAACCAGGCUCCGGCACCAGCAGUCGACCGGCACCCUUCAGACAACUACAUCUCCUCCGCCGGCCCGCCACCAGAGUACCCUCCAGGCGAACACCAGCCGCACGGCCAGCAACAACAACCCUACGAACUACCAAAAUACGGCGCCCAACCCCAGGAUCCAAACGCAUACUACGGCGCCCAGCAGCAGCCCCAGCAGCCCCAGCAACCCUUUGGCGGGCCGCAGAACUUUGCUCCCUACGGCACGCCGCUGCCGGCGCUCGGUCCGCACCCGGCGCCCAUCGAGUGUCCCGACUGUCAUGCCCGCGGCGUGACGGCGGUGGAGUACUCGUCCGGCGGGUUCACGCACUCGCUGGCGGCGAUUGUGUGUUUCGUCACUUGUCUAGGUUGCAUCCCGUACUUCUUCACCUCGUUGAAAGAUGCCAGACAUAAAUGUGCCAAGUGCGGAAUCCCGCUGGCCACGUAUCAUCGUAGUGGACGCACCGAGGUUCACUGGCACGGUGCCUAUCGCGGCUGA
This is a messenger RNA of Colletotrichum truncatum, 528 nucleotides long. Its product is annotated as litaf-like zinc finger domain-containing protein. The record is from RefSeq and is a predicted model, not a curated record. Gene Ontology annotation, molecular function: zinc ion binding. Lineage: Eukaryota; Fungi; Ascomycota; Sordariomycetes; Glomerellales; Glomerellaceae.